ACAGCACACAAAAACGAGACCAUACAUUCGUUGGCGUGCGGGGAUCGGAUGUACCCAUAAUCACAUUGCAUCGGCGCCAUCGCGUCCCUGCCAUUGGCUCGCUGCAGUCACGUGGCCUCAACUUUGUUCACUUGACAGAAAAGUAGGAGGGUAAAUCAGAACAGGAAUAACCCACUCGUAAAGGGAAGAGAUGUAAAUCUGACUUCUUUAUUAGGUUCAAUUCCUCAUAAAGGCUGGCGUUAAUGGUCAUGAGCUCCUGUUUGACCAACUAUGUGGACCAAUUCCCACCUUGCGAGGAGUACUCACAUAGCGACGAUUUAGCCAGGAACUCUCCGGACAAUUUGGGCUCCCAUAGGUAUGAGCCCCCCGCCUUUCAAGCUGACGCUUCUCUCAGGAAUCCCCAGCAUCACCGGGAGCGAGCGGAGUCGCAGUGCGCGCAUUGUCAGCCUGCCUCUGUGGUGAUGUCGCCUCGCGGCCUCGUCAUUCCCCCGAUUGGAGUGGAUAUACACCCUGUUCCCGAGCGUGGCCAGGAAUCGGUGACACUCAGCCCGCCUCUGAGUGAGCAGCCUCCGCCCAGUCCAAGCACUCGAAAGGACCCCGUGGUGUAUCCGUGGAUGACGAAAGUUCAUGUCAACAUUGUGAGUUUGAACUACACAGGAGGAGAGCCAAAGCACUCUCGGACAGCUUACACCCGGCAGCAGGUUCUGGAGCCUGAGAAGGAGUUCUACUACAACCGAUACCUAAUGCACAAACGCAGGGUGGACAUAGCACACACACUCAGUCUGUUAGAGCGCCAGAUAAAAAAUUGGUUCCAGAACCGACAAAUUAAAUGGAAGAAAGAUCACAAAUUGCACAACACCAAAGUCAGAUCGGGCAAUAACUGAAAUGGCCAAGUUUGAACUGAUCACCUAGAAAACGAUCCCAUCUGCUCUUUGUUGCAUUUUUGCCAUCCAAAUCAACAAAGCUGAAGAUAAAAAAAUGUGGACUGGAAUAACCAUUACUGACUCAAAGCCAUUUACUCUCUUUAUCUUCUCGAUGAAAAGAUUGACUGAAUGAAAAUAUAAAAAGAUGUCCCACCUCAAAUGUCUAUUGGCAAAAGUAUCAUAAUUUUCAUAUUUUUUACAUCAUCCACUUUCAACCUUCAAUUUAAUUAAACAGUAAAACACUCAUGUGAGUUUUAUUUUCCUGUUCCAAGAGAAAGGUUUGUUUCCCAUUUUUCAUUUUUAAUAACAAACAAAUUUGUCAUGUUCAUUUUUUGGGUACAAACCUGUAUACAUAGGUGAUUGGAUUUAAUAGGGUUCUGGCAUUAUGCCUGUGGUUUUGCCACACUAAAAGCACGGACAUAUCCAGCCAUGUAAUGUAACUGAACUAUCUUUAGAUCAAGCUAUAUCACACUAUGUGAAUAUAAAGGAAAACUUGAAAGAUGUGAGCUUUUUUCCCAUACAAAUGUAACCAGCUCUUCUGUAAUGGGGAAAAAAUACAUUAGAACAUUUAAAAUGUGUAUGGUAUUUAUUGACCAAAUAGAGAUUUUUUUAAAAAUAUUUAAUGUACUUAAUUCACAGUAUUGACAAAAUACUUACUCUUUGUUACCAAGACUGACAAGGAGGGCUAUUUGUUUGGACUGCUCGGGGCAUGGGUAGAAAAAGUGAUACAGGUAUUAGUUUGAGUGUUCCAUACAUGCUUAUUCACAAUAUAAACCAUGUAUGCAAUACAAAUACAGUGUCAUACAAUUUUAUCCCAGCUGCACUUUUCGUUUAAUGAAGUGGCACAUUUUAUUUUAGGUAUAAUGUUAUUAUAUAGAAUGCGUACACACUUUCUCUGUCCACUCCUCUUACAUUAUGCCAUUUAUCCCAAGUGUUAUUUUUAAUGGAUGGUAUUUUAUUUCUAUUCUAAAGAUCUGUUUCUAAUAUUGGUAAUAAUAAUAAUAAUAAUUUUGAUCUUAUUGCCUCAUGGAUUUAUGUUGUUUGUCUGUGUUUGUAUGCUGCUUUUAUCUUGAAAUAAUUUGAAAAUAAUUAAUACAUACAGAAUAA
Molecule: messenger RNA, 2030 nt
Organism: Syngnathoides biaculeatus (alligator pipefish)
Lineage: Eukaryota; Metazoa; Chordata; Actinopteri; Syngnathiformes; Syngnathidae
Product: homeobox protein Hox-B4a-like
Biological process (GO): regulation of transcription by RNA polymerase II; anterior/posterior pattern specification; embryonic skeletal system morphogenesis
Cellular component (GO): nucleus
Molecular function (GO): RNA polymerase II cis-regulatory region sequence-specific DNA binding; DNA-binding transcription factor activity, RNA polymerase II-specific
Source: RefSeq, a predicted model, not a curated record